Molecule: messenger RNA, 1698 nt
Organism: Fonsecaea erecta
Lineage: Eukaryota; Fungi; Ascomycota; Eurotiomycetes; Chaetothyriales; Herpotrichiellaceae
Exons: 2
Coding region: 1-1698 (565 amino acids)
Source: RefSeq, a predicted model, not a curated record
AUGGCCACAGCAUCCCGUCCAACCCCAACGAAUCCACACCCAGCCGACUUUGGUCCCAAUGUGCACAUCUUCGAUCCGUCCAUCCCCAUGACAGAUAUAACCUCGACCAUAGCUCCCAUCUUCCAGAGUCAAGACACCAACCAAUUUGGUUCAGGGCGUUAUGCAUAUUUCUUCAAACCAGGAUCAUACAACCUGAGUGUGGAUGUAGGUUACUACAUGACUGUGCACGGAUUGGGCCAUUCGCCCAACGAUGUGACAAUCACCGGUGGCGUACAAUCCCUCGCCACCAGUACACAAGGCUUGGCUCUGAACAGUUUCUGGCGCGGCGUCGAGAAUCUCUCAAUCGUGCCUACUACCAAUGGAGACAUCAGCGGCUGGGCGGUCUCUCAGGCCACGUUCUUGCGCCGAGUGCACAUUGUCCACGGACAACUUUUUCUCUUCGACUGGCGCUAUCCAAUCAACUAUUCCAGCGGCGGCUUCAUCGCAGACUCGCUCAUCGACAAUCAGAUCGUUUCCGGCUCCCAGCAGCAAUUCUUAACUCGCAACACGACUCUCACAAACUGGAAUGGUGGUGUCUGGAACAUGGUCUUCGUCGGCGACAACCAGCCUCCAUCUGGAGCAUGGCCCGAUCAACCUUUCACGGUGAUCGACAAGACCCCCGUGAUCCGCGAAAAGCCCUAUCUUAUCUUCAACAAUGACUAUGCAGUGCAAGUUCCGAAUGUGAAGAGGGAUAGCCAGGGUCCAAGCUGGUCCAACACUCCUGACUCUGCCACGACGCUACCAAUCAGUCAGUUCUACAUCGCAAAAGCAGCCACAGACACCGCCGAUUCCAUCAACGACGCCCUGCAAGAAGGCUACCACUUAAUUCUUACGCCAGGUGUCUAUCAUCUCUCUAGAAGCCUGGAGGUCAAAUACCCUAGCACCGUGAUCUUGGGUCUCGGAAUGGCGACAUUGAUCCCUGACAACGGCACACCGGCCAUGGUCGACGAUGUCGACGGUGUAUCAAUCAGCGGGAUCAUCUUUGAAGCAGGUCCGAUUCGUUCUUCCCAACUUCUGGUAGUAGGAGGUGCGAACUGUACAAAUGACCACAGCGCAAAUCCUACGGCUUUGUUCGAUCUCUGCUGCCGUGUCGGAGGCGCAGCAGCAGGAUCGACCCUGAAUUGCAUCACCAUUAACUCCAAUAACGUCAUCCUCGACAACAUCUGGAUCUGGCGCGCAGACCACGGCAACCCUGGUGCCGCCGGCUGGACUGUCAAUCCGGCCGAGAACGGGCUGACGGUCGAGGGCCAAAACGUGGUCGCCUACGGCCUCUUCGUUGAGCACUUUCAGAAGGUCCAGACGGCUUGGAACAGCAACGGUGGACAGGUCUAUAUGUACCAGUCUGAGAUCCCGUAUGAUCCCCCUGACCAGUCGUCAUGGCAACAGCCUGGUGGAAGCAAGGGCUACGCAUCGUACAAAGUAGGUGAUCAGGUCAGCUCCCAUAACGCCAAGGGUCUUGGGAUCUACUGCAAUUUCGACAACCUGGUCGAGCUCGACAACGCCAUCGAGGCACCGACUGGAGCGGGCAUCCAGUUUAGCCACCUGACUACGCAGUGGCUGAAUGGAAAGCCGUUUAGCGCCAUCAAUCACAUCAUCAACGGGACAGGUGAUCGCGUGUAUGACAAUGGACGGAAUUUGAAUGCAAAAUCAUCUACUUGA